This is a messenger RNA of Lactuca virosa, 354 nucleotides long. The record is from the annotation of a GenBank genome assembly. NCBI's taxonomy places the organism in Eukaryota, Viridiplantae, Streptophyta, Magnoliopsida, Asterales, Asteraceae.
AUGAGUCGAGAAGGAGGUACCGGAGCAAAGGGGGGAAAGAAGAAGUCGACGAAUUUUGUGAUUUAUUGUGGGAAGCCUGUCGAGGAUAAGAUCAUGGAGAUAGCCUCACUCGAGAAGUUUCUUCAAGAGAGAAUCAAAGUCGGUGGUAAAGCUGGUAAUCUCGGUGAUUUAGUUACGAUUUCUCGUGAGAAGAACAAGAUCUCUGUCACAUCAGACUGCAACUUCUCCAAAAGAUUUUUGGGUUAUAAACAAAAUUUGGUUUCAUUUGACAAGAAUUGGUGGCUUAUUCAGGUGCAAGACAAUUGCAAGACAAUUGAGGAGUACAAUAUUGUUGCUUCUGAAUGGCUGGAAUAA